AUGGCCCCCCGAGACCCGGCCCUUGCUAUGCUCCUUGAGCACGCGAACCGCAUAGAAAAGACCCUCGACACUGUCCAAGAUUAUGUCCAGAACAAAUCAAGCCGACGCCGAGACCGUGGAGUCGAGCCGUAUUCUCGUGGUCCCGGGCGAACAGAACAUAGCGAAGCGCCCCCCUGGCUGAGGGAGGUGACGGCUCUCCUGAACAAGUUGAGGGAUGAGACCCAGUCGCUUCGCUCCGAAACGCAGGCUCUAGUGGCGCGACAGGAGGCACCAGUCGCCGCGAGAGCAAAGCCUUCACCUCGAGAUACUGGGCUCCAUCCCGCUUCAGAUCGCCGCCGUGGCAAGGCUGCGCAGGGCACGCGCAUGGCUUCGGGCGGCGGAGCUACACAGCGGCGCUUGAAAUACGCCCCGAAUACACCCGCCAGUGUUGGAGAUAUAGCUGUGAGAUGCUCUCGGCGCGCAGUCGAAGCGACGACCACUUCAGAUGUGGUGGCGGCCUUGGAUGUCCAAGCUGAGAAGGCAUCUGCUCCGGAACCGUCCACCAACGACCAGAAUGGAUCUAUAAUUGCUGCCCCCAAUGGCUCUACCUCGAAUUUCACACUUACCUCUGCUGAGAUGGGCGAAGGAUUGAUCCCUGCCCUCGAAAAAAUCAUUCCUCAUCCAGACUUCGCCAACGAGAUUUCAGUUCCUCACAAUCCCAUUGACCUGGCUACGUUUCAGACCUACCUAGAUGUUUGCGACGGUGAUUGCCAAUACACCACCAAUGCCUUCCAGAGGGGUCCAAAAGGGGAGGGCUAUGGGUUUGUUUUCGCCCCCAACCCAACCGGAGAACCCGUCGCCUUCCCAAGGAGCCUCGAGGCAGCUAAGACGCCAACCAUUGCGGAAGCAAGGCAGUAUCUCAAUGACUAUGUGGGAAAUCUACCAACCAAACCCGCCUUUUACUACAGUGGCCAUGCGUCGAGCGUUCCGAAUAAGACUCCACUGCAUCCAGGGCACGAGAUCUUGGCUAACGAGCAUCUGGCUGACUUGCAUCGUCCAUAUUACCAUAUUGGUGUAGACGGAUCUGCAAACCGAUUUCACUGGGAGGAUCUGAGCUCUAUGGACGGGGGCGAUCUAUCGACACGUCACGGUCUCCGGUCUGCGAACGUGGUGCUCUUCGGGGUCAAGCUUUGGAUCUUGAUUGCAAUGAACCACACAACAAAAUUCGAGGAGUUUGUUUCCACCCACUGGGAUUGUAACACGUGCAGUCAUCGGGUCGGUCACCAAAGUCUCCUGAUCGCGCCCUGGAGGCUCGAAAAAGAAGGCAUCAACUUUACCAUCCAUGUCGCCACCCCUGGGAAAAUGAUCGUCCCUGACUUGUGCCAAUACCAUUGUGUCGUGAACAUGGGGUUCUGUAUUGCCCAGUCGAUUAAUUUCAAAUUGGCGGGAGACCAGCUGGUAUCGAAUACACAUGUUAGCUGUGACUGGUGCGGUCUAGAUGAACUCACAAGAGAGCAUUCGAACAAUCGCGUCGCGCCGCCUAAACCAUCGCGAAAACGAGGAGCUCAAGCGCCGCUGCCAGCUGCGAGGCCAACGAAGAGACUUCAGCCAACCAACAUAACCGAUAUUCUUAAGUCGAUCAAGAAACGAGAUCCUGGUUGUAUUGUGCCCCGGGUCGAAUUUGUCGACCCGGGGCAGUCCGAUGUCGUGGCACCGGCGGCGGCCAUCCAAAGCUCCCUGGCUAUUGCACAAUUUAUGUCGCUUGUUCGCGAGUGGAGAAGCUCACGCAGCAAGAAUGGGUUUUCAUACAGCAGCGACAGCCCCGAUACUACAUUGAGUGUAGAAUAUCAGAUCAAAUGUUUGCAGUUCAGCACAAAGAAUCUUGCACUGGGGAAAUUCAUCGUUCGAUUAUGCCAGAUGAGGCUUGCUCAAGCAGCCGAGAAGAUUAGGAAACGGACCGGCUUGAAACGCGCCAAGCUCGAUUCAAUGCAGAGGACCGCUAAGAACCACGGCAUGGGAAUAAAGGAGCUCGGGCGGCAUCUUGAGGAAGGGCGAUGGUGGCUGAAGCUUUGUGGGCCUUAUGAGGGUCUCUUGCCUUUUAUCUUGCUGAAACCUGACAACCAGGCCCCAUUUGACAUCAAGAAGGAGGCUUGGCAUCAUCUUGUGAAAGAUGAUGCUAAACUGCAGGCUUUCCACGAUUCUCUUGACGAAGAACACAUGCAGAAGAUCAGUGAUGCUGGGCAAAUAUUUGAUGGGAUGAUGAGACUCGAAAUUUCACACAAAUUUCAAUGGGAGGGGGAUGAGAAACCCGAUACCCAGGCGAAGAAUCAGACCACAUACCUUAGUACUGUCAUCUAG
Molecule: messenger RNA, 2337 nt
Organism: Clonostachys solani
Lineage: Eukaryota; Fungi; Ascomycota; Sordariomycetes; Hypocreales; Bionectriaceae
Source: the annotation of a GenBank genome assembly